Galendromus occidentalis (western predatory mite) is the source of this 882-nucleotide messenger RNA. Its product is annotated as kinesin-like protein KLP2. The transcript has 4 exons. Gene Ontology annotation, biological process: spindle elongation; mitotic spindle assembly; microtubule-based movement. Gene Ontology annotation, molecular function: microtubule binding; ATP binding; plus-end-directed microtubule motor activity. Gene Ontology annotation, cellular component: spindle microtubule; nucleus; mitotic spindle. The record is from RefSeq and is a predicted model, not a curated record. Lineage: Eukaryota; Metazoa; Arthropoda; Arachnida; Mesostigmata; Phytoseiidae.
AUGGCGAGAAAUCCUACCCAGAUCGAUGUUUACAAGACCGUGGUCCAACCGUUUAUCAAAGAAGUCCUUCAAGACUAGAACUGCACGGUCUCCGCUCAUGGUCAAACCGGAACGGGGGAAACCUACACGAUGGAAGGCAUUCGCUCUCAAACAAUGCUCCUUUGGCAACACGACCCUCACGCAGGAACAGUUCCCAGAGCUCUUCAUCAGAUCUUCUCCGAAGUCGGAGAUCCAAAGCUAACCAUGAUCAAAGUCUCCUUCCUAGAGUUAUACAUCGAGGACCAAUUCGACCUUCUCGACUCCGGUGAGUUCCAGACCUCGAGGCCAAAGAUCUUCGAAGACUCUACCGCGUAAGGAUCCGUGGUAGUCAGAGGCCUCUAGAAAGUGGUCGUUCGAGAUCGGCAGGAGGUAUAUUCGCUGAUGGUUGCUGCUACCUUGAUGAACGCGUCGAGCUCGCGGUCUCAUACAAUCCUCACCAUCACCGUCACCUCAAGAGAUACGACGGACACGGGAGAAAACCUGAUGUACUAGUGACGGACUAGUAAACUAAACUUGGUGGGCUUGGCGGGCAGCCCGCCAAGAGACAGCUUGAGGUGGAAAGUAAUCGAUAAAUUCAGCGCUCUUCUGAGCUCAUCCCCAGAUUCGAGUGCUCGACGGGCGGAAGACGCUGCCGACGUUUUGACCAAAACUUGUGCUCCGAAGGAGGAGGGUGUCUUCCACAGCCUCCGAGAAGGGGGACGACUGCUUCAAGAAGUUGACGCCUUACUCGGAGAGGUGGCCUGGGAGCAUCUCGAGAACAGAGGGAAGUUUUUCAACAACAUCUCCCGCGUGAACGACAUCGCCAAAAGCUCGAUAGAGGCAUUGAAACGAAUCGAUUCUUAA